CCAAAUGGAAGGACGGAUUCAUUCUUUAUUUCGAUAAUAAGAAUCAAAAAUGGAAAAGACAAGGUGAAAUGGAGGUUGUUUUGAAAGGUUUACACAAUUCGAAGAAUAUAACUGAAGAGUUUUUAGACGAAAUUAAACUACAAAUGCGAUCACAUUAUGAGCUUGGCAAUACAAUAGAAUGUUUUGGAAUUACCAAAGAUCCAGAAACUGGGGAUUUCAUGAUGAUUAUGGAGUUUAUGAAAGAUGGUAGCCUUCGUAAUUAUUUAAGCAAGAAUUUCCUGAGCUUAACGUGGACCCAAAAACUAGAGAUUCUAUGUACUGCGGCUAAAGGUCUCCGUGAUAUCCAUGAGGCCAAAUUAAUUCACAAGGAUUUGCAUCCUGGAAAUAUCCAUGAUUCCAACCUUGCGUUAGAAAUUGCUCGAGGCCGUCGUCCAGAGAUCAAUAGAAAUCUUACCCCACAAUUAGUCAUCGAUUUGAUUGAAAGAUGUUGGAAAAAAGACCCCAACGAACGACCAAGCGCAAAUGAAUUGCAUGAUUGUCUCUGGGGUUGGUAUUCUCACUCAAAAUCAAAAAGCUUCCAUAAAAUAAAAGGCCAAAUCGAAGAAAUUGAAAAAUCGCAAAGCUUUGAAAGAUAUUUGAAUAAUUUACCAUGCAACAACAACAGUACUUUGUUGGAUUCUCAUGAAUCCAAUACGAAAUCCAAUAUGAAAUCCUAUACGAGUAGUCUAAUAGACAUUUCACGCAUUGUGAAAUCCGUGGGAGUAUCAGACACUGGUAUCGUUGAUCUGGUGAUCCCCGAAGAGAUUGAUAAUGCUUAG
Acaulospora morrowiae is the source of this 818-nucleotide messenger RNA. Lineage: Eukaryota; Fungi; Glomeromycota; Glomeromycetes; Diversisporales; Acaulosporaceae. The record is from the annotation of a GenBank genome assembly.